Scleropages formosus (Asian bonytongue) is the source of this 3711-nucleotide messenger RNA. RefSeq names its product glycogen phosphorylase, muscle form-like. Lineage: Eukaryota; Metazoa; Chordata; Actinopteri; Osteoglossiformes; Osteoglossidae. The coding region runs from base 85 to 2613 and encodes 842 amino acids. Gene Ontology annotation, molecular function: pyridoxal phosphate binding; glycogen phosphorylase activity. Gene Ontology annotation, biological process: glycogen catabolic process. The transcript is spliced from 20 exons. The record is from RefSeq and is a predicted model, not a curated record. Gene Ontology annotation, cellular component: cytoplasm.
UUGUGCUUGAGAUCGGGAAGCGCUCGCGGGGACGUGCCGUAGCGCCGCUGUUUACGCUCGUUCCUCACACACUUGUCAGGCGAGAUGUCUCGACCGCUGUCAGACCACGAGAAGAGGAAGCAGAUUUCGGUGCGCGGACUCGCCGGCGUGGAGAACGUGACGGAUCUGAAGAACAAUUUCAACCGUCACCUGCACUUCACGCUCGUGAAGGACCGCAAUGUGGCCACGAAGAGGGAUUACUACUUCGCGCUGGCCAACACCGUGCGUGACCACCUGAUCGGCCGCUGGAUCCGCACGCAGCAGCACUACUACGAGAAGGACCCCAAGCGUGUGUACUACAUUUCUCUGGAGUUCUACAUGGGUCGUGCCCUGCAGAACACCAUGGUAAACCUGGCUUUGGAGAAUGCCUGUGAUGAAGCAAUGUACCAGAUCGGUUUGGACAUGGAGGAAUUGGAGGACAUGGAGGAAGAUGCUGGCUUGGGCAACGGUGGUCUGGGACGUCUAGCUGCCUGCUUCCUUGAUUCCAUGGCUACCCUCGGCUUGGCUGCCUACGGAUAUGGAAUCCGUUACGAGUUUGGCAUUUUCAAUCAGAAAAUUGUCAGCGGCUGGCAGGUCGAGGAAGCGGACGACUGGCUGCGCUAUGGCAACCCCUGGGAGAAGGCCCGUCCCGAGUACAUGCGCCCUGUCCACUUCUACGGCAGGACAGAGCAUCACCCGGACGGAGUGAAAUGGGUGGACACUCAGGUUGUCCUGGCUCUGCCCUACGACACGCCUGUUCCGGGAUACAGGAAUAACGUUGUCAACACCAUGCGACUGUGGUCUGCCAAGGCCCCCUGUGAAUUCAGGCUGCAAGAUUUCAAUGUUGGUGGCUACGUUGAGGCUGUGCUGGACAAGAACUUGGCUGAGAACAUUUCCCGUGUGCUCUACCCCAACGACAAUUUCUUUGAAGGCAAGGAGCUGCGUCUGAAACAGGAGUACUUUGUUGUGGCGGCCACUCUUCAGGACAUCAUCCGUCGCUACAAGACCUCCAAGUUCGGCUCCAUGGAGGCGGUCCGGACAGACCUCGACGGCCUGCCCAACAAGGUUGCGAUCCAACUCAACGACACCCACCCGGCACUGGCCAUCCCUGAGCUUAUGAGGGUCUUGGUGGAUGAGGAGAUGCUCACCUGGGAGAAUGCCUGGGACAUCUGCGUGCGCACAUGUGCGUACACCAAUCACACCGUGCUCCCUGAGGCCCUGGAGCGUUGGCCCAUUGACUUGUUCCAGCAGCUUCUCCCCCGACACCUUGAGAUCAUUUAUGAGAUCAACCGGCGCCACUUGGAGCGCGUGGCGUCUUUGUAUCCCGGUGACGUCGACCGCAUGCGUCGCAUGUCGCUGAUUGAGGAGGGAGGCCAGAAGAGGGUCAACAUGGCCCACCUGUGCAUCGUUGGAUCCCACGCGGUCAACGGAGUUGCUCGUAUUCACUCUGACAUCCUCAAGGCCACAGUUUUCAAGGACUUCUAUGAAAUGGACCCAUACAAGUUCCAGAACAAGACCAAUGGAAUCACCCCACGCCGAUGGCUGGUCAUGUGCAACCCUGGACUUGCAGAGGUCAUUGCUGAGAGAAUUGGAGAUGACUUCAUUCGUGAUCUGGACCAGCUGAAGAAGCUCAUAAAGUUUGUUAACGACGAUGCUUUCAUCCGAGACGUUGCCAAGGUCAAACAAGAGAACAAGAUGAAGUUUGCUGUGCACCUGGAGGAACACUACAAGGUGAAAAUCAACCCCAACUCAAUGUUUGACCUUCAAGUCAAGAGAAUCCAUGAGUACAAGAGACAGCUCCUCAACUGCCUUCAUAUCAUCACCUUCUACAACCGCAUCAAGAAGGAACCCAAUAAACACUGGACACCCAGAACCAUCAUGAUUGGAGGGAAGGCCGCUCCAGGUUACCACACUGCCAAGAUGAUCAUAAGGCUCAUCACCGCAAUCGGAGAAAUUGUCAACAACGACCCCGUGGUGGGCGACCGUCUCAAAGUCAUCUUCCUGGAGAACUACAGGGUCACGUUAGCUGAGAAAGCCAUUCCAGCAGCUGACCUGUCGGAGCAGAUCUCCACCGCUGGCACAGAGGCCUCCGGCACAGGGAACAUGAAGUUCAUGCUGAAUGGGGCCCUCACCAUUGGCACCAUGGAUGGCGCUAACGUAGAGAUGGCGGAGGAGGCUGGGGAGGACAAUCUCUUCAUUUUUGGCAUGAGGGUAGAUGAUGUUGAAGCUAUGGACAGAAAGGGAUACAACGCUCUCGAGUACUACAACCGUAUUCCGGAGCUGAAGCAGGCCAUCGACCAGAUUGCUGGAGGGUUCUUCAGCCCCAAGCAACCCGACCUCUUCAAGGAUAUUGUUAGCCUUCUAAUGUACCAUGACAGGUUUAAGGUGUUUGCUGACUAUGGAGACUACAUCAAAUGCCAGGAGAAAGUCAGUGCCUUGUACAAGAACGCCAAGGAAUGGACCAAGAAGGUGAUCUAUAACAUUGCUGGCUGCGGUAAAUUUUCCAGUGACCGCACUAUUGCCCAGUACGCUCGUGAGAUAUGGGGGAUGGAACCAUCCCUGGAGAAGUUUCCUGCUCCAGAUGAGAAACGUUAAAUGGACCCACCUCGAAAGCUUCCAUCUUGCUCGAAAACAAUCUCAGAAAUUCAGAUAAAAUAACAGUAAUGAGUAGAGCACUCCCACACAUAACCACUUCUUAGAAGCCAGUGCUUUUUUUUUUUUUUUCCCCCGACAGGUACUGCAUGACCUUAGCGACCCCAGUCUAGCCCCGGUAGUUACUUUUAUAUUGGCAUGACACUGGCAGCUGGCCACUUUACAAAAGGUUCAAUAUUGAUUUUGUCAAUGUUCUAAUGUUUCACCCACUGAGAGUUUAACAGAGAUAAUACCUUGCUUGUGUUGAGCCGACAGCUUGGCACUUGUACAUCCCGCACACAAAGCGACUUGUAAACGUAUUAUGGACUAAAGUGUCAUACAAAGACAAAGGUUAUAGAUCUGCCAGACGGGAUUUAUCCACGUACCUCAAACCAUGUUUCAAAGUCUGUGGAAACGACCCCAUGGAUGUUUACUCUGACAGUAGUGUCACUUACACUGUUGCCUGAGUGACUGUGAUUUUCAUCAUCCUGACAGUUCUGUGUUUUAAAUUUGUUUUCUGAAUUGAUGAAUUUUUAGUGCCGCUGCCCUUCUUGCUCCUCCUUGCUCAAGGAAAGCACUUGGUCUCGAUCUGUCAUGGACUGAGAUUCUUUGUUUUUCUUUUUCAUAAAUAGAAAGACUUUUCGAUCCUUUGCAAUGAGAUGCUACAAUAAUCGUCUGUGGGUGUCGGAGUUUAAAAUGUGCUGCUGCUUUUGUUUUUUUUUUUUCUCCUUCUGAGCUCUGGGGGAAACGGCAUUAGAGAAAGGUAGAGGAGCUGGUUCUUGGUCAAAGAUUGAUUUUACAGUAAAAUCUCUCACCACCUGAUUCCCCAUUUAUGGGCCAUUUGGAAGAAUAAACCCUGUGAGACGAUUUCCAAGUACCGGGAGGACUGAGGGUAAGAAAUACCCCUCUAUCCUGCGGUUGGGGCUUCGUCCGCCACAGGCUCGGUCUUCACCCGACUGCUUGACUGAUGUGAACUUGUCGUGGGACACCACUUGUACCAUUUCACUUAACAAAGCUUUUGUCACACAGCAAAAGGCCAUUAAAAUGCCACCAAUACAAGUC